UAGACAGUUUGUUUACUUCAUAUUCCUGCGAUCCUCUAUAGUAUAGAGGUAUAGAGUCUAGACCUUUAAUCUCUUUCAAGAAAUUAAACCUCAACUAAUGGCGACAUUAAAUAUAUUUUUAUUAUGAUUUGUUAUAUUGCCAUCCAAAUAAUAAUCGCUACGUCAUUUUUUUAAAGCUAGAGUACGCUUUCGUACUCUGAGUUCGCCCAUAAAUAUUUCAGAAAUAUUUCACAUAAAUAGAGAAGAUAAAGAAUACGUCGGAGAUUAUACUACCACAUAUAGCUACUCAAGUGUAAGUAUAUACUUUACUAUAUAGACUGGUGGGGUGGUCUGUCAACAAAAGCUAAGCAAAAGUCAUGGAAAAAAAAUUUCACAGAAAAUGUUUGGGUGUUUGUGUUAUAAAUUGUUGUGCGAAAAUGCGUUUGGAGCUCAGUUUUAAUCGGGAACUCCGGCGCUUCGCAUACUUAGCAUAAUGAGAUCGCACUGCUUUGCGAUUUUUCUGUCAGUGUUGCUCUUGAAUAGGCUUUCCUCUACCCGUGCAGAAUUUUCUUCAGAGGAUGGCUUUGAGAAGAUUCUUCAUGACAACGAAAAACUUAGAUGCACGAUAAAUACUCUGACCGAAACUAUUAACAAAUUAAACACUGAAUUAGAUGUUUUAAACAUACAAAUCGAAAUGAAAAGACAUGUUGUCAUUGCACUAAACGCAACUGUGAAUAAUCAAAAGGUGCUGAUAACAAAUCAAACAAAAACAAUUGAGAAUCAAAAUAAACGGGAAAGAAGCAUGUUUGAAGCUAUCAGUCGACUUCAGAAAGUCCGGGAUCAAAAUGCAACAAUAAAUAAGUUGAAUGCAAGCAUUCAAGAAAUGGAGAAACAAUUAAAAAACCAAAGCGAAAUUCAAAUCGAAUUAAAGGAAAAUAAUAAUAAAAUGAACUUACAAGAUUUAGAAAUCAACGACUUAAAGAAACGUCUUCAGGAAGAAGAGGACAAAUUACAAUAUUGCACACAAAACAGUAGAUUAUGUAAUGAACCAGUGAAAUCUCUGCCAAUCACAGUACCUUAUCAAUCUCACAAAAAUGAAUCAAAUGAAUAUUUAAAGUGCAAAUCUGGGAACGGCUGUCCCUAUGGCUUUGGUAUUUACGAAGUGAAAAUACGCGGAUUAAGCCCGUUCGAAGUGCCACUCCAAAAUAAUUGGAUGAUCGUCCAAAGGCGCCGGGACGGAUCGGAAAACUUUAAUCGACCCUGGCAGGACUACAAGGAUGGAUUUGGAAAUGUGAGGGGCGAGUUUUUCCUCGGACUGGAGAAGAUUUACGCAUUAACUCAGAACCGCCGCAUCGAACUUUUAAUUCAGCUUGGCAAAGCUGACGGAAGCACCACUUCCACUGUGUAUGACAAUUUUCAAAUUGGCAGCGAAAGGGAUUCGUACGUGCUGAAAUCGCUGGGAAAUCAAUUCGAUGAUUUGGAGAUCUCCCUUAAAUACAACCUGAACCAAAAGUUCACCACUCUGGACCGGGAUAAUGAUGAAUACAUUUAUAAUUGUGCUUCCAACGAAAACGGUGGUUUUUGGUACAAGGACUGUGGGUAUUGCUCGCUCAAUGGAAAAUACUUUAAGGAGGGUUACGUUACACAGCAACAUAAAAAUGGAAUCCAUUGCCGUCACUGGGACAACUGGGAUAAAAUCUCGUAUACCUUUGUUCAAAUUAUGAUUAAGCCUGCGGGAGUGUAAGCCAUGUUGUACAGCCUGCCGUUUCAACACAUUUUUAUAACGAAUGCCAACAGAACAAAUAGCAAAGUAUUGAACAAAACAUAUUAAUUGUUCAAGGUUUCAAAUAAAGUAUUGUCUAAAAAACAA
Drosophila ficusphila is the source of this 1849-nucleotide messenger RNA. Its product is annotated as angiopoietin-related protein 1-like. The transcript is spliced from 2 exons. Bases 473 to 1723 code for a protein of 416 amino acids. The record is from RefSeq and is a predicted model, not a curated record. Lineage: Eukaryota; Metazoa; Arthropoda; Insecta; Diptera; Drosophilidae.